Suillus paluster is the source of this 1083-nucleotide messenger RNA. RefSeq lists its product as uncharacterized. NCBI's taxonomy places the organism in Eukaryota, Fungi, Basidiomycota, Agaricomycetes, Boletales, Suillaceae. Bases 273 to 983 code for a protein of 236 amino acids. The record is from RefSeq and is a predicted model, not a curated record. The transcript has 3 exons.
UAGUAACAGUAAGCUUGCAUCGCGCUCGUACUCCUAUUUGUUCGGAACAAACAUCAACAUGAUGUCGAAAAAUGGGCUGCCGCUUCCCCGAAACCUCAAACGACCAGCUAGUUCAGAAUUUAGUCCCACAAUUUUUCAUCAGAGCGGUCCCAUUCUUUUCCACUGACCUAGAGGUCCAAGAAGCUCGCUAAACCGUUCGGGAUUUGCGGAGAUCGACUUGCGUGGGCGCUCAGGUUAGGUGUUAGGCGUAUACACGUUUAUGGCUGCAAAACAUGCCGACAAAACACUCAAAGUCGUCGAAGAAAAGCGAGAAAGGUUAUAAGGGUGGCUUGGGGCAUGGGAAAAGGCAGGGUCGUGGUGGGCAGAACGGGGCUACCAUGGGUGCGCAGGCGGUGUCGCAGGCAGAUGUUGCUGUUGAAAGGACAACGAUGCUGCUGCAAAAGCAGGCUGAGUUGGACCAGAUUAUGGAUAAACAUGAUACCAUGGUGCGGGAGGUCUUUCACUUGGAGAAGUUCGUGACCCUCAUCGAAUAUGACCCGACUGUAAGUUCUUCUUAUUCUCCGCUUUUUUCGCACUUAUUGGUUCCCAGACGGCCAAGCAGGACAAUUCGAUCGUGUUUCAAGAGUAUAAAUCGAACUAUGACCUGCUCGAACGAGCCUCUACAUCGGCGGGUCCAUCGCGUGCUACAAGGAGGGCCCAUAUCGAGCGCGUUCAAAACCUCACCACACCACUUUUACCUUCCACGACUUCUCGAGUGCAUCCUGAACCCGAAUUGCCCCUCUCCGCUAAAUCAAAAGGAAAGCAGAAAGCGAUCGAGCCCGUCAAUGGUUCUGUGCCCAUUGAAUCAGUUGCGCCGAAUAAGUCUGGGAAAGCGAAAUCUAUAUCUCAACCCCCAAAGCUUAGACCUCUGGGCCCGAUUUUGCCUGUGGAUGGCGAAACUUCUAUCUCGGUGGGGCCUACACGUGGCAAGAAGAGAAAUAUAGCUGUUGCUUCUCCUACUGGUUCUCCCACCGUCCCCGCUUCCGCAAAAAAGAAGCGGAAAUACCAGGGGGGGCUCGCGUCGGAAGCGGUAGAUAUUCCUCA